CUUCAACCGGACUCUUGACAGAGCAAAGGCUGGAGUACUGGAGAGAGACAGUCAAGUUCUUCUGCUGAGGUUUUGCAGGCUACCAUGAGUUCCAGGUCAACUCAGAUUAAUCAAGGUCCUCCAAGACGAUACCGUCUACAUACAGAGAGGAAAAUACUUGAUGAUAAUGGUAAAGUCAGAAUAUGGAGGUAUGGUACAAAAGAUGCCAGUAAACAAAACAAAAUUAUUCUGCUGGUGGGAGAGACCGGUGCUGGAAAGACCACCCUCAUCAACUCUUUAGUGAACUACAUACUGGGAGUGAAGUUUGAAGAUGAAACAUGGAAUGAAAUCACAGAAGAAGAAGGAGGAGAUCAAACAGAAUCCCAAACCUCUGAAAUCACCAUGUAUGAGGUCUUUCCAGAGGACAGUGCCAUUUCUCUCACCAUCAUUGAUACUCCAGGUUACGGAGACACUAGAGGACUGGAGAAAGAUCUGGAAGUUGCUGAAAAUUUAGCAUCUUUGUUUCAGAGCAGUGAUGGAGUUCGAGAAGUUGAUGCUGUGUGUUUUGUAAUUAAAGCAUCUAAUAAUCGUCUCUCAGACAGACAACACUACAUUAUCAGCUCAGUUCUGUCAUUGUUUGGGAAAGACAUUGUGAACAACAUUGUGUUUUUAAUCACACACUCUCAUGGUCUUCCUCCGAAAAAUGUCCUCAGUGCCAUUAAUAAAGCUAAAAUCCCCUGCAGAAGAGACAGAGGUGGCCAACCUGUUCAUUUCAUAUUCAACAAUCGUCAAGCUGAUGCCCGUCACAAUGAGAAGCGCUACAUUCGUGCUCAAAGAGACGCCUGGGAAGACUGUAUGGAAGAGACAAAGCAGUUCCUUCAAUCUUUGAAAGAAAAGAACAGAUGUAGUUUAGAGCGGACUUCAAAUGUCUUGAUUCAACGCAUUCAGCUAGAAGCUUCCAUCAGCAACUUACAACUGAGAAUUCAAGAAAAAGAGUCGAAGAAGUCUGAAAAAAUUCAGAUUCAGGAGGCAAUGAGAAAAAACAAGGAUAGAAUUGAAAGAAGCACAAACUUUAGCAUUAGAUACAAAACGACUAUCAAAACAAAGGUGCCCAUUGUAAGUGCAUCAUGGAAGAACAGAAAGGCAACAACCUGCACUGUCUGUGAGGAAAACUGCCAUGAGUUUGACUGUUGGUGGGUUUCCAGUCCCAAAAAUUGUGAAGUCAUGAGAGACGGCUUCUGCACCGUGUGCACAAGGAAGUGCCACUACAGCAAACACGUCAAAGACAACAAGAAAUAUGUUAUUGACACUUCAGACGUUGUGACUAAUUAUAAGGAAUUAAAUAAAAAUUAUGAAAUCCCUCAGAUUAAGAGGUUUUCAGUUGCAAUGGAUGAUCUUGACAAAGACCUGAAGCAGAUUGAAGAUCAAAAGUUAAUGAUGGUGUUCAAAGCUUACAAAACCAUCAAGAAUCUGUCUCAGGUGGCACUAAAACCAGACUCCGCCUUCACCCUCCAGCAUCUGGACUUCUUCAUCCCCAGAGUCAGGGAGGCUGGGAAAGAAGACUGGGCUCAGGAGCUGGAGGAAAUGAGGAGACAAGCAACAGCCGAAGAAGCCAAUAAAGACACUCUGAGUUACCUGAAAGCUGGACUUAUAAAACUGUUUCUUGGUGACAAAUGAACAAAUGCAGACCAGAUUAAUCAAUGAGGAUGAAGAACAUUGUUCAAGAUGAGAUGAAAUGGAGCAGGGGCUGAUUUAUAUAAGUCAAAUUAAGAAAAUUAUUUUAAUCAUUUUAUCAAAUAUUUCAAGUGUUCAUUUUAAAGGCAAGCCACUCCAGACUAAACCACUGUUUGUAACACUUUGGGUCACUGGAUGGUAGUUUGUAACAAAAAAAAAAAAAAAAAAAAUAUGCUGCAUCUGUGCAUGUUGUUGUGUUUUUCGGGUGUUCAUUCUGGCCGAAGGCUUCUACAUCUAUCUACAUCUACAUACAUCUACAUCAUCUAUCUUCAAUUGUCUUUCAGUCUUUUUUUAAUCAACUUGCACUAUACAUUAUUUUCCGCUGAUAAUCUAAUAUUGUAUUCUCCACACCAAACUUAUUGUUGCAUACCUUAUAUAUGCAUAUAAUCCCAUCAAACUAUCUACAUCAAAUGUAUACAAUUCUAUGUGUUAUAUUUUACAUAUGUAAAAGAAAAUAGUAAUUGAAUUAUGCAUUUCAACAAUUAAACCAUGAUAUUCUCAUUCUCUCUUCUGCACAUUUCCAACUUCUGCACCCUACUAUACAUUAGUAAGUAGUAGUAGUAGUAGUAGUAAAAACUUUAUUGUCCUUGACAGGAGAUUUGUUAUGGGCAUCGCCAUGUUGCUGCAAACAUUCACUAAAACAAGCAACAAAAACAAUAGAAAAUACAACAAUUACAAAAUUUAUAGAGCUAAUUAAGAUAUACUCUUAUUAAAUGACACAGAUACAAAGGAUUUCUUAUAGCGGUUUAACCUACACUUUGGUACUCUAUUAUCUUCUACCAGAGGGAAGCAGUUUGUACUGUGGAAACAAAAAUGAGUUGGACCGUUUACAAUCCUUUCCACCUGAUUGAGGACACAGUUCUCAUAUAAAACUUGAGGAUUUAAAUAUUCAUCGUGCCCAACAAAUUUCCAUGCUGUCUUUAAGAGAUGCAUCAGUUUAGAUUUGCACUGAACAGAUAGGUUACCAAACCACACUGUGAUACCAUACCUGACAAUGCUUUCCAGAACUGCUUUAUAAAACUUCAUCAUUAGCUUUUUGUUAACUCCAAAAAGAUGCAACCUCCGUAAAAAAUACAAUCUCUGGUGUAAUCGAGAACAAACCCACUCAAUGUGUGUUUUUCAUGUGAAAGAAUUGUCGAUGUAAAUGCCCAAGUACUUAUAGGUUUCUGACUGAGUAAUAGGAUGGUCAUGUACAACCACUUGACGAUGGUCACCUAUUCACUUUGGGUCAAAUACCAUCUCUUCUGUUUUCUUACUAUUUAUUAAUUUCUGACAGAUAGAUAACACCAAUAUCAUCAUUCUCAUAAAGUAAACUUAGUAUGGCUGUGUCAUCAGAGUAUUUAAAAAUAAAAUUCUGUCAAUGCUUGCUUACAUUCAUUUGUAAAAAGUGUAAAAAGAAUAGGCGAACUGACACAGCCUUGUGUAACCCCAGUGCUACUGUACUUUUCAUCUCAACAGAUGUUUUUAACCUUUACAACCUGAGUUCUGUUUGUUAAAAACGAGAAAUACCAUUUGCAUAUGAAUGGGUUUAUAUUCAGCUGUUCCAUCUUUUCAGUGAACAAAUGUGGUUGGAUCGUAUUAAAAGCGGAACUAAAAUCAAUAAAAAGCAGUCGAGCAUAAGCUUUA
This is a messenger RNA of Danio rerio (zebrafish), 3339 nucleotides long. Lineage: Eukaryota; Metazoa; Chordata; Actinopteri; Cypriniformes; Danionidae. The record is from RefSeq and is a predicted model, not a curated record.